Molecule: messenger RNA, 2608 nt
Organism: Closterium sp. NIES-67
Lineage: Eukaryota; Viridiplantae; Streptophyta; Zygnematophyceae; Desmidiales; Closteriaceae
Source: the annotation of a GenBank genome assembly
CUACGAAACACCACCCACCCACUCUUGAGUAGGAUCCAGCCACCCACCACUAGCUUGUAGCAAGCCCUACUAAGCUAGUUGGAGGUUUCUCCGCGGGCCAGGUGAUAGGUCGUGCGUCUGUUCGCAUUUCUUACCUCCUUCUCGACUUGAGUAGAGGCCGGGAUCCACGGCUGUGGAUCCACAAAGUAUAUCUGUCUAGGUUCCGCACAGCGGUCCAAGAUGAUAUCCUUCAAGAUGCCGCUACAUGUGCUGCUGUUAGCUGCCUUCGUCAUAGCAGCUUCUGCUCAUGCGGUGGUACAAGGGGGGCACCGGCAGCUUCUAAGCGCGCGGGAUCAUACCUACAAAGAGCAUGACUCUGUUCCACUUUACGCGAACAAAGUCGGCCCGUACCACAACCCUAGCGAGACCUACCAGUACUACGAUCUGCCGUUUUGCCGCAAGGCGGAGAGCUACAAGCUGGAGGACCUUGGCGAGGUCAUUGAGGGAGACCGCCUGGUGACGACACUCUAUGACUUGAGCUUCCGCGUCAACAAGGAGAGCGAGUCCCUUUGCACCAAGACGCUGGCUGUGGAGGAGGUUCAGAAGUUCCGUCAGGCAGUCAAGGACGAUUACUAUUUCCAGAUGUUCUACGACGAUCUGCCUGUGUGGGGAUUCAUUGGAAAGACGGAUUCCGCCACCGGCGGCGACGGCGGCGUCGACUCUCACGGCCAGGACAUUCGCUACCUUCUCUUCACGCACGUGCACUUCGUGGUGUCCUAUAACGGGGAUAGGAUCAUCGCGAUCAGCGUGAGGACGGAUCCGUCGCAGACGGUGGAUAUCACGGCGGACGCGGAGGUGAAGGUGGAGUUCAGCUUCAGCGUGCGGUGGGAGGAGACGAACACGCCGUUCGAGAAGCGCAUGGAGAAGUACUCGCGGUACUCGUUCAUGCCGCAGCACCUGGAGAUCCACUGGUUCUCCAUCAUCAACUCGUGCGUCACCGUGUUGCUGCUCACCGGCUUCCUCGCCACCAUCCUCAUGCGCGUGCUCAAGAACGACUUCAUCAAGUACACGCGUGAUGACGAGGCCGCAGAGGAGCAGGAGGAGACUGGUUGGAAGUACAUCCACGGGGACGUAUUCCGCUUCCCCCCUUUCCCCUCUGUCUUCUGCGCCCUCGUUGGCGUGGGCUCGCAGCUGCUGGUGCUCGUGCUCUUUGUCUUCGCGCUGGCGCUCAUCGGAGUCUUCUACCCGUACAACCGCGGCGCUCCCUACCAGGCGUGCAUUGUCCUGUAUGCGCUCACUGCAGGCAUCGCAGGCUACGUGUCCUCGUCUUUCUACCGCCAGAUGGGCGGAGAGAACUGGGUGCGCAACGUGGUGCUGACAGCGCUGCUCUACUGCGGCCCAUUCCUGCUUGUCUUCUCCUUCAACAACUCGGUCGCCAUCGCCUAUGGCUCCUCCCAGGCGCUGCCGUUCGGCACCAUCGUCAUCAUCAUCGUCAUCUGGACGCUCGUCACAUUCCCCCUCACGGUGCUGGGUGCCAUCUGGGGCAAGAAGAAUGCGGGCGAGUUUGAGGCGCCGUGCCGGACCAGCAAGUACCCUCGCGAGAUCCCACCGCUGCCCUGGUACAGGACGGCUGUGCCUCAGAUGUGCAUGGCUGGCUUCCUGCCCUUCAGCGCCAUCUACAUCGAGCUCUACUACAUCUUUGCCACGCUCUGGGGCCACAAGAUCUACACCAUCCACAGCAUCCUCUUUAUUGUCUUCCUCAUUCUCAUCAUCGUGACUGCCUUCAUCACCAUCGCUCUCACCUACUUCCAGCUGGCCAUUGAAGACCAUGAGUGGUGGUGGAGAUCUGUGCUGUGUGGGGGCUCGACGGCCUUCUUCAUCUAUGCGUACUGCUUCUACUACUACUUUGCGCGCUCCGACAUGACGGGCUUCAUGCAGACGUCCUUCUUCUUUGGCUACAUGGCCUGCGUGUGCUACGGCUUCUUCCUCAUGCUCGGCGCCGUCGGCUUCCGCGCUGCGCUGCUCUUCGUGCGGCACAUCUACCGGGCCAUCAAGUGCGAAUAGUCAAGGUAGCCAGCUGGGGGCCUGGGGCGGGCCUUGAGUGAGCAGCCCUGGAGGAAGGGGAGGAAGCAGAGGUGCAACUGCCAUGUGGUGAGAGGGGAGGAGGGAGGGAGUGAGGGAGGAGGGGAGGGAGGGAAGGAGGUGCCACUUUCAGGGAAGCUGCUGAUUUGGACAAGUGCACGCACACUGGACAGAGAGAAAGGCUAUUGGCUGCAGGAGCUUUAGGUUGGGACAGCUGGUGGGUUUGAUACAGUCAAUCUACGGAAAGAUUACAGUGGCCAGGCCAGUUUCUGUGGUGUUGAAAAAUUCUUGUGACGAGCUCGGGCUUGGACAAAAAGAGGCACUGGGUGCUCCACGGAGGUGGGCAAGGUAUUCAGAGGCGUAUGUAAUGUCACUGCAGAUAAUGGGACAGGUUUGUAGGCCAUUGAGCAGCAGGCGUGCUCCUUUUUGAGUUCCUCCCUGUGACAAUUAGCUGACUGACUGCAAUGCUUUCAUUGAUUGCUUGUUUUGACCAGGUUCUAUGGUGCCCCCAUCAUGUUGGAUUGGAUGUGUGAUUGACUGAAUAAUC